Messenger RNA from Cicer arietinum (chickpea), 2870 nucleotides. Its product is annotated as putative disease resistance protein RGA1. Lineage: Eukaryota; Viridiplantae; Streptophyta; Magnoliopsida; Fabales; Fabaceae. Gene Ontology annotation, biological process: defense response to other organism. The record is from RefSeq and is a predicted model, not a curated record.
AUACGAUAUUUGGAGUGAAUGAGAGAGAGAGAACACGACGACUACACACGCGCAGAAUAUUGAACGUUGAAUAUUGGUAGUCUCAGUUUAUGUCUAUGUUCAAAGUCCUUUUCGUCAUCUCACUUCUCUCAACAAAUGGCUGAACAAAUCCCAUACAGUGUCAUUGUUAGCAUAAUCAACCGAUUAGCUUCUUCCACCUUCCACGAAUUUGGACGAAUUUACGGCGUCAAAAACGACCUCCAAAAUCUCAACCAAACUCUCCAAUCCAUUAAACUCGUACUUUCAGAUGCCGAACAAAAACAACAUCAAGAUCUCACAAUCCUCCACUGGAUCACCAGGUUCAAACAACUCCUACAUGAUGCUGAUGAUUUCCUCGAUUACUUGUCAAUUCGUGAUACACGUCUCAAACUCAACAACAGUCAUCAUACAAACGUGGUGGAGUUCCCUUAGCAAUCAGAACAAUGGGAGGCUUCUUACGAACUCUAAAUGAAAAAGAAGAUCAAUGGUUGAAUGUUUUGAAUGGUGAUGUUUGGAGGUUGUGUGAAGAAAGACAUAGUAUUAUGCCGGUGCUAAAAUUGAGUUACCAAAACUUGCCACUGGGGUUAAGACAAUGUUUUGCCUAUUGUUGUUUAUACCCUAAAGGUUGGGAAAUUCAGAGGAAUGAAUUGAUUCAAUUGUGGAUGGCUCAAGGCUACCUUGAAAGUUCAAUUGAAACACAAUCCAAGGAAGAUGUGGGCGAUCAAUAUGUAAGGAUUUUGUUGAAGAGGUCAUUCUUUCAAGAUGCAUCAUUGAGCAAACACAAAGAUAUAAUUUCAUUCAAAAUGCAUGAUUUGAUGCAUGAUCUUGCAAAGUCAGUAGCAGGAAAUGAUUGUUGCUUGCAUACUGAGGAGAAAACAUUUAUUGGAAGACCCAUGCAUGUCUCAUUUCUAUCUAGUAUUGCUUGUUCACUGGAUUUGUUAGAUGCAAGUAAGCUGCGUACCAUUCUUUGGGCCAAAACCAAUGCAAGAAGUGUUUUGGACGCCAAACCAUCUAUCACCAAGAACUUGAAGUUUCUGCGGGCUUUGGAUUUGUCAUAUUCUCCUAUAACUGAGCUGCCACUGUGGAUCCAUAAAUGCAGACAUUUAAGGUAUCUGGACUUGUCUAAUUGUAAAGAACUAAUUAGUCUGCCUAAGUCUAUCGGCAAUCUUGUUAGUUUGCAAUCUUUGAAAUUGACUGGGUGCCGGAAACUUGUAUUUUGUACUGAAGUUAUCGCAAAGUUGAUUAAUUUGAGACAUCUUGACAUUGAAGGUUGUAAAGCCUUUGCAGACAAGAUGCCUCUUGGAUUAGGACAAUUGACUUCAUUGCAGUCCUUAUCGAGUUUUGUAGUGGGGGAUGAAGAGAUAAGGAACUGUGGAAAACUAAAUGAAUUGAAGGAGCUAAAUAACCUAAGAGGUCAUAUGAGAAUCAGUAACCUGGGUUUGGUAAAGGAUGUAGCAUUGGAAUCACAAGAAGCAAAUCUGAAAAUAAAGAAGUACAUCCAAGUCUUGGAGCUGAAUUGGGGAAAAACUCGGUACGAUUGGGUAGAAGACGGAAAAAACAGUGAGAUCAACUUGCAGUUAUUGGAUAACCUUUGUCCUAAUCAGAAUUUGAGAAAAUUGAGAGUGAGUGGGUAUCCAGGAGCGAGGUUUUCAAGUUGGCUUCCUUCGCUAACUAAUAUUGUUCAAAUCAACCUCUACCGACUUUCCAGUUGUCAACAUCUCCAACCAUUGGAACGACUUCCGCGGCUGCAGAUGCUCAACAUUAGUGAAAUGAAUGAACUAAAUUACAUACAUUAUGAUGAUGUCUCUCAUGUGUUGUUUUUCCCAUCUUUGGAGAAACUCGUCCUCUUUGGCUGCAAGAACCUGAGGGGAUGGCAAAGGUUGGGAAAUUCCGCUGAUGUUGCCAACCAUCUUUCACUCCCUCCUUUUCCUUGUCUUUCAUAUUUAGACAUUUGGGAAUGUCCAAAACUGACUUGCAUGCCUACUUAUCCUUACCUCAUUGAGUUGAGGUUAAUUUCUUGUAAUGUGAUGCCAAUGAUUGAAACAUGUUCGGUUCGGUCAUCCUCAUUCAACCCUCUUUUUGGCCUCAAGCACUUGUAUCUCACAGAAAUAGACGUAGAAUCAAUGCCAGAGCAGUGGAUGAAAAAUCUCACAUCUCGAGUUUCUCUCUCUUUCGGGAUUUCCUGUUAUUGCACCUAUGUUAAGACACUUGCAACAUCUUUCUGCUGAACUUAAGAAACUGAGAAUUUGUCAAGUCGACAAGGUUGACCUAUGGAGAGAUGAGGAUAACACUAGCACCCUAUGCCAAGUCCCUCAUGGACUUAGAUCUCUUCAGAAAAUAUCCAUAGAAUUUUGUGACAACCUGAAGGCGUUUCCGGAGCAAAUUCUUGACCUUCAAUCACUUAGGCAUAUUAAGAUUCUUCACUGCGAUGAUUUAGAGUCACUGCCGGAAGGCUUGCGUUGCCUUGCAAAUUUACAGACUCUUCAUAUAAGCCACUGUCGCCUCCUCCGUAAGAGAUGUCAAAGUAAAAUUGGAGAAGAUUGGCCAAAUGUUGCUCACAUCCCAAACAUAGUUGUAGGUUGAUUCUUUUUGAGGCAAUAAAGGCCAACAGAAAUUGCUCUACUCUCCCCAACCAAGGUGAAUUUGUGACUUUCUUUUAUUAAAUAGAUUUUCUCUCACCACUGAUAUGGUUUGACAUUGAGUAUUCAAUUAUGAUGCCGUUGUUAUAUUAUGUUUAUUAUUGUCUACAAAUACAUUUUUCACAAUAUGUUGGUUGGUAAGUGAACUGGUUUUUAUGAUGUAAGAAGCAAAGUUACUUAUCACUGAAUAAUCCCUUUCUAGUGUCUCCUAUA